Molecule: messenger RNA, 2577 nt
Organism: Fimicolochytrium jonesii
Lineage: Eukaryota; Fungi; Chytridiomycota; Chytridiomycetes; Spizellomycetales; Powellomycetaceae
Product: kinase-like domain-containing protein
Exons: 1
Coding region: 315-2285 (656 amino acids)
Biological process (GO): intracellular signal transduction; protein phosphorylation
Molecular function (GO): ATP binding; protein serine/threonine kinase activity
Source: RefSeq, a predicted model, not a curated record
UCACUCAUGACAAACGCGUCGGGGCGGUUGAUUGCCAAGCCAGCCUCCUGUGCCUCACUUCCCCUUCCAUGACGAUAUAAAGCAACGGAGAGGCGUCUCCGCAGGGUAAGCCAACCGUACGAUUCCCGACAAAGAACAGAAACACUGCACACCAGAUUCCUCGUCAUCUCUGUUUCUACUCCUCAAUCGCUCUUUAUCAACGAGAGGGGGCAUCCCUCAUCUUCGCUGCGUAAUUCUGCUAUAAACAGCCCCCGUGCAUUGACGUCUCAUCUUCGCCACAGAAAUUUGCGUAACGGAUCAACGCAACCAACACGAUGACGGUAGCAAUAGCCUCCAUGCUAGAGCCUCCUCACGCCACUGAGUCUUGUGGUCGCUCCUCGCAGCUACUCGCCAAUGGUCACGCGCAAACCUUUGGUGUCAUACCUGAAUCUGUGAAGGGUUCCAUGAGCGGCUCUGCCUCGCAGAACGACAUAAGUCUCAAAGAUUCCGUGCCAGCUCCUCCUUCGUUACCAGUUCCGGAUGGAACCACACCUACCGAAGCGAAACCUGGCGUCCAAAGGACGGUCACGGACGCAGCUCCUCAGUUUCUCACGAAAGAGACGAACGUGAACGGUCGGCUAAACCCAGCCGUUGCGGCCAUCGCGAGGCCGGCAGAGUCUGCCAUCAGCGUUUCCGCACCACCUUCUCCGCACCAUCGUCCAGUCGACCCUACAAAAAUGGGUGCUCGAAAAGGCGUCGUCGGUGACAAGCUACAUGACGAUCACCACGCUUAUCAUCUGAAUCUGGAUCAUGUUUUGAACCCUCUGAAGCGGCUUCUCAUGAAACACUCGGCUAAUGCGAAUGAAAGCACGACAACCGUCGCUUCGGAUGGGCAUGUUAGCCUCAUCAGUACAAUUCCGAAAGAGGAAACUGCAUAUCGCUUUGACCUAAGUAAUGGGAAAGACUCGAGCAUGCUCGGCUCGUCAUCAUCGGCUCCACCGCUUCUCCGUGCCCAGUCACAUCCGCAGACACUCAAGGAGAAGUACGGUCGAAUGACGAGCUUCCUGGGCUCUGGUGCGAACGGGUCAUGUUUCAUGGUGCAACGACCGAAUAGUGCGGAAAAAUAUGCGGUGAAGGAAUUCCGCUCGAAGAACAAGUGCGAGUCGUCUCGAGAGUAUCGCAAGAAGCUGUGCUCGGAAUACACGAUCGGAUCCAUCUUGCACCACCCCAACAUCAUUGAAACACUCGACCUCAUUCAGGAGAAGAAUCAUACAUACGAAGUCAUGGAAUUAUGCGCAAACGGUGAUCUCUACACUUUGAUACAGUCUACCCCUUUGACAUCUGCGCAAAUCGAAGACAUCUUCGUGCAACUGAUUCACGGUGUCAAGUACCUACACAACCGAGGAAUUGCUCACAGGGAUCUGAAACCCGAAAAUUGCCUCUUUACAUCACAGCAAACCCUCAAAAUCAUCGAUUUUGGCUCGGCAGACGUCGUUUUCCGCACACCAUAUAACCCGGUCCCCAAGCUCUCUCAAGGUCGCUGCGGUUCUGGACCCUACAUCCCACCUGAGGAGUACACUCGCCGUGCGUAUGAUGCUCGCAAGGCUGAUAUCUGGGCUUGUGGGGUCAUUCUCUUGGCCAUGUACGCUCGUCGAUUCCCUUGGGCCAAGGCUGUCGAUUGGGACACCGAUUACGCGUACUACGAGAAGUACAGACUGCUAACUGAUCGUCAGGAGGAAGAGCGAGCGCGAGCUGGAACACAGGCUGCCAAACCUACCGUCGUCGAGCCGACCCCGAGCGCCCAGGCUACAGAUAGCAGCAGUCAAGCAACGAAGGAGAAUGCUAACGGCAAACGUCAUCACCACCACCACCAUAACAAAGAAGGCGUGAAUGGGAAUGAAUCGACUCGCACUGCAUCUCCUACGUGCCCGCAAAUGCCGCGCAUUUUCCUCGCUGUCGACCCACGACCUCGUGCACUGCUUUUCAAGAUGAUGCACCCCGACCCGGACCGACGAGCGAGUGUGGAGGAUGUGGAGGCGGAUCCGUGGUUCAGAGCCAUCGAAGCGGCUGCUCGGAGGCCAUCUUCCCCUGCGGCAACGAACCCGAUUCAGAAGGCCGGGUCGCCGGCGCCGCCAUCUGCCCACUCCAACCCCACCUCGAAUGACCAAACCGCGGCUGCCCUCAAGGCCGAGCGCACCCAACGUCAAGACAGCAAGCUUGAACAACGACAUGAGAAGAUCCCCGUAGGCCCCGCCGCUCGCGCGACUCCCAGUAAACUGAUGCUAGCCGAAAACACUGACAUAUAACACUCGGCCAAACGCUAAUCUAGCAUUCCAUAUGGUAUCACGGGGAGUUCAAACUGGCUGAAGCAAUCACGCUUUCGUGCUGUCACAGUGCUUCAUACGCUGCAGCAUUUGUACAUACUCUAUACUAGUUUUGGUAGUUUAGGAGGUCCUGGUGGUGUCGACAUGUAGGAAGAGUUGUUAGUCGCGCUAUAAUAGGGCUAGUAACGCAACACUGUUUUUGUAUGACACAUUGGUGUGUCGAUCAAAUUGAAGGCAAUGUUACAUGUUACAGUUUUGGAUUACGGAUCGGAGU